Molecule: messenger RNA, 135 nt
Organism: Dentiscutata heterogama
Lineage: Eukaryota; Fungi; Glomeromycota; Glomeromycetes; Diversisporales; Gigasporaceae
Source: the annotation of a GenBank genome assembly
AUGGAACAAAAGCGCGAUGCUUAUCUGGCAGAUAAACUUGAUUACUUUGAAAAUUUAGUAAUAUAUGAUGCAGUCAGGAAGUUGGCCUUACAGAAAGAUUCAAGAAUAAAUAAACCAGUUGACAUAAAUGAAAAG